This is a messenger RNA of Sorghum bicolor (sorghum), 1490 nucleotides long. Its product is annotated as tobamovirus multiplication protein 2A. Bases 351 to 1175 code for a protein of 274 amino acids. The transcript has 6 exons. Lineage: Eukaryota; Viridiplantae; Streptophyta; Magnoliopsida; Poales; Poaceae. The record is from RefSeq and is a predicted model, not a curated record. Gene Ontology annotation, cellular component: membrane.
ACGCCACGUAGUCACCCACUCCCAACGCAGUUCCAUCUUCUCCUCCGACCGCCCAAGAAAAGAACCCGACGAGUGAGUUCCCCCAAUCCGCCGAAACCUCCCAACAUCCCAACGGAGCCCAGUGCCCAGCCUGCCUCGGCGCGAUCCCGCCGCGCUGCUCGAGGUCUCCUUCCCUGACCUGAACCAGUCCAGAACGCCGACUUCGGCGGACGGGAUCGUCCAGAGCCGCCGAAUCCGCCGCCGUCGUUGAUGCACCGGGGCCGGGUCAUCGAGAUUCCGGCGUGAGGCGGCGAGGCUACCGACUGUCCCUUGCGCGCGUAGGGCAUCGGAGGAGCGCCCCGCCGCGGCCCAUGGCGUGCCGGGGCUUCUUCGAGUGCGUCCUCAAGCUGCUCAACCUCGUCGUCAUGGCGGUCGGGCUCGCUAUGGUGGGCUACGGCGCCUACCUGCUCGUGAUGUGGCUGCAGGUCGCGCCGCCGCUCCCGCCGCCCGCGCCGUCGCCGGCGCCCAGCGGCGGCGACCUCGUGCGGCUCGGGAGGCCGCUGCUGCUCCUUGUCGAUGCGUCCCUGUCGGACUCGGAUGGGACCGCGGAGAGGCUCUCCAGUGCCUGGUUUAUUUUUGCUUUCAUUGGUGUCGGUGCUAUACUCUUCAUCACAUCGAUCUUUGGUUGUGCUGGAGCUAGAAAUGGAUGCUGCCUGUCUAUUUACUCAUUCCUCAUUAUUUUGUUCAUACUGGUCGAGCUUGGUGCAGGAGGCUUCAUUUUCUUCAACCAUAGUUGGAAAGAGGUCAUCCCAGUUGACAAAACUGGAAACUUUGACAUGAUGUACAGCUUUUUGAAAGAGAAUUGGAGAAUUGCAAAAUGGGUUGCACUUGGAGCUGUUGUAUUUGAGGCAUUGUUGUUCACUGUGGCUAUCAUAGUACAGUCGGGGAAUCAAGCUGAUUAUGACAGUGACGAUGAGUACAUCGGCGCAAGGUCUGGAAUACGGCAGCCGUUGGUGAAUCAGCAAGCUGCUGCCACUGAUCCUAGGGUGCCCAAUCUCGACUACCGCCCAAUCCGGAAUGACGCAUGGAGCCAAAGAAUGAGAGAAAAGUACGGGGUGGACAGCUUUGAUCCGAACAGGUUUCAACAGGCCACGAUAUCUCCAGGAGAACAAAGAAACCGAUGCACCAUUCUCUGAAGCUUGAUUGACAGCAACCAGUAGUGGUUCCAAGUUUUAUAUACAUCCAACCGUACAAUUACAUCGAGUUGCAGAGAAUAUGUGCCUGAUUGUGUAGCAUAUGCCUGUAUCUGUUUUUUGGUUUAUAUAGUCCAAACUCAGCACACCAAUGCACAGGUGCAGGUGCCACAAUCCUUUUAAGUUUUUCUAAUAAGUACUGAACCUAGUUUGUGUUUUAGUCUAAUGUUCCAAUGUGCAUAAAACUUUUCCUGUUUAAGUGAUGGUCACUACAUUCACGAAUUUGCGAAUCAGACAUGUUUGUUACGCAAAACUUUA